This is a messenger RNA of Fusarium oxysporum Fo47, 3075 nucleotides long. RefSeq names its product pectin lyase fold/virulence factor. Gene Ontology annotation, biological process: carbohydrate metabolic process; regulation of DNA-templated transcription; DNA-templated transcription. The record is from RefSeq and is a predicted model, not a curated record. The transcript is spliced from 4 exons. Gene Ontology annotation, molecular function: DNA-binding transcription factor activity, RNA polymerase II-specific; zinc ion binding; polygalacturonase activity. NCBI's taxonomy places the organism in Eukaryota, Fungi, Ascomycota, Sordariomycetes, Hypocreales, Nectriaceae. Bases 1 to 3075 code for a protein of 1024 amino acids.
AUGCUCUUCCAAUCAGUCUUCUUCGCUCCUCUUCUUUCACUCCUUGCCCAGAGAGUCGCGGGCACUCCAACCUUACACGACCAUUCUCUCGCACAUCACAAGCGAGCGACUUGUACUCCCAAAUCAGCCGGCUCAGCUUCAACAGACGAUGUCCCCACCAUCGUCGCAGCGCUAAAGCAAUGCGGCAAUGGUGGAGUCAUCGUGUUCCCCAAAGACACUACCUACAUGAUCAGAACCAAACUCAGUCUUACCGGCUGCACCAACUGCGAAAUCCAACUCGACGGCCGACUUAAACUCUCGGAUGAUUACACGUUUUGGAACAACUCUCGUACUCAAAUUGACGUCCGCGGCAUUAACGGGCUUAAGUUUCAUAGUCCUGCUGGUACCGGGGAGAUUGAUGGUAAUGGACAAGCUGCGUGGGAUCGCUUUGGAUCAGUUGGUGAUUUGAAGAGGCCUGUUAUGUUCGCCGUUGAGGGGUCUACUGAUGUUGAAGUCAACGGCUUUCUUAUGAAGAACGCUCAGAACGUCUUUGUUGAUAUCGGUUCCAACAGCGAGAGGGUCAAGUUCCUCAACAUGGAUUUGACCGCCAUCAGCAAGUCAAGCUACCCACCGAAGAACACCGAUGGGUUCGAUAUUGGAGCAUCCAAGUACACGACCCUUUCGAACAUCUUUAUCCAGAAUGAGGAUGAUUGCGUUGCAUUCAAAGCAGGCUGUGAUCAGGUCACCAUCACUGACAUAACCUGUCAGGGAUCCCACGGUCUAUCAGUCGGUUCUCUGGGCAAGACAAACACUGAUACAGUCGCCAACGUCUAUGUGAGAAAUGCCACCAUGAAAGGCGCUACGAAAGCGGCUGGUAUCAAGAUUUACCCCGGUGGUCCUGAUCACGGAACUGCUGUUGUCCGUAACGUUACCUGGGACGGUGUUAUCGUCGACAACUGCGGUGCUGCAUUCGAGUUUGAUGCUUGCUACAACGAAGACGAGUCUUAUUGUAAACAGCAUCCAAGUACUGCGCAGGUGUCUGAGAUUUACGUCAGGAACUUCUCGGGCAAGACUAGUACCAAGUAUGCGCCUACUACCGGCCAUCCAAAAACCCCACCACCCAGUGAAGCACGAGCAGACGAGGUGAUAUUCCCCCCAGAAACCAACUUUGACGAUUUUAUGAUCUCUCUGGUCUACCGCAACCUUGGUCAUAUCACCAAGUUCCGAGUAUCCCAAACUCCACGGAUCAAGCGGAACAGACCCGCUGUAUCAUGCUCAACGUGUCGUGCGCGCAAGCAGAAAUGCGACCGACAACAACCAUGCGGUCCAUGUCAGAAGCGUGGUGUCCAGAAUUCAUGUCACCUAGAUCCAACUUCGCGACCGCCCGCCGCUUCGCUGGCCAAUCGUGUUGAUAGUCGAGUCCAGGAUGAGCUUAGGCAGAUGCAGAGCCUCCUCCAGAGUCUCCUCAGUCAGCCUAACCAGGACCAAGUAGCAACAUCCUGCGAAAACCUAGCCGCGGGUGUGGAUCGCAUUCGGCAGGCUAUCAAUUACAGGGCUGUGACGGCUCCGCAAGUGGACCAACCUCCAGACAUCGUAUUUGGAUCUCUCGCCAAAGCUACCUUAGAAGAUGUUCUGGCGGCUUUGCCAUCCCGCCAGGAUUCUGACAAUAUUGUCUUGACAUACCUCAACGCAAGACAUAUUGCUGUACCAUUCAUUCAUAUCCACCAAUUCCGCAGACAGUACGAAGCCUUUUGGAACAACCCUGAAUCUGCGAACCUUCUGUGGGCAAGUAUCCUAUUCUCAGUCCUCGCGGUUGGUGCCAUCAUGCCUGAUGGCAGGGGAAACCAUCACCAAUCUUCAGCAUUUAUUUCCAUGUCAGCCCGAUGUCUUAUAUCCGGUCAGUACAGCACCGCGACUGAAUUCUCUGUUGAAGCCUUGGCUAUGCAUCUUCAUGCACGAUGUUUCCAUCAAGAGGACAGGGACAUCAAUCUGUCCCAGCUUCAUGCUUUGACUGUUCGUAUCGCGCAACAACGGUGUUAUCAUGUGGAUGGAGGCGACUACUUACAGGCUCUGACACCCUUUCAAGUCGAAAUGAGACGGCGCAUUUGGUAUUAUCUCCAGUACUACGACGUCUUGCUAUCUCUUGAGCAUGGACUACCGCCACUGAUACACGAAGAUACGUACUCUGUCGGCCAUCCAACAAACGUCACAGAUGACGAGUUUGAUGAAGAAACCAAAGUCAUCUUCGCUAGUCCAGUGACAGAGGCCAAUGCUGCGCUCCCCUGCGUAUACAUGUCCCGACUAUUGCCAAUUCUGAGAAACAUCAUUCGCCACGCCCUUGGUUUCAAGACCUGCAACUAUACGGACGCCCUUUUCCUCAAAUCGCAGCUUGAGGCAUGGUACAGAUCGAUUCCACUCUGCCUCCGCGUGCAUUCCAUCAAGGAUGCUUGCCUGACAAAUACUACUUUCACCGCUUUACAACGUAUCUUAUUUCAGCUCAUCUACAACACAGGAAUCGCACUCAUAUAUCGUCCAUUCCUCAAUAUCAUGAGCCUUGAGAAUAGAUAUUGCGAAACUGCGCUUGACAUGUCUCGCAAGAAUGCACUAAGAUCUAUUGAAGUAUACAUAGAGGUUGAUCAAGAGAUGCAGAGAGGGGGAAGACUCUAUAACGAUCCACAAGUCAAGGCUAACUUACCCGUCAAUGACUUCUUUAUAACAAUGAUAAUGGCACCACUGGAGUUCUUCGGUUGCCCCAACUUACCGCAAAGCCAAAAGGGCUAUAUCAUCCAUACACUCGAAACGGCAGCACAGCUGUGGCCUACGAGAUCAUGUGUCUCUUCAUACGCCCUUGAAAGUUCGCGACUGCUUCAGGUCAUUCUGGCAGACAUCCAUUCGUCAACCUCAAUUGAGCAUCCUAUAUACCCAAACAUCUCUGACUCAAGCCAAGAAAGUGCUUUACUACAAACUUUUGGGACUUACGGACCAAGAGGCGAUGAUGCCUGUGAAUUCGACAACUACCCGUGGAACACCACUACCAUGUCGGAUUCGGUUUGUGCACAUUUCCACAUACGGAGACACGCCACUGACGAGACCUAG